AUGUCCACUACUCGCAACAAUGAUAACCCUGGCCAAAGCGCCAGCCCAGUGCACCCUAGUACCCCGAAUGCCACUCUGCCCUGUGACUAUGCUGAUCUCCAGAGCCAAAUCCCGCCCACUCCGGACCAUCUGAUUGCCACAGUCGCCCAAAACCUUGGCGAUAGCCCUCGUGGUCAACCAAUGCGCGUCUACCUGCCAGACGGUAUUGCUGCCCCCUCUUUACCUCCGGUGCCUGCCCCGUCCCGCUUCCGUGACGUUGACCCGCACCCGCUCCGAUCUCCUUGGCCCGCGGAACCCAACACUAACUUCGGCCCGCUGAACAACUCCCCGCGCUGUCCUCACCAGGAUGUCUUCCCUUGCUUUUGUCGCCGCAACACGGAUCGCCGUGGUUUGGCCUGCCAGCGCUGCCGCUUUGAUCACUGCUCCGUGUAUUGCUUACUCCAGCGCGGAUCCGUAGAGGAGCUCGAGUGCGUACUUGUGGCCGAGCUAGCUCGCGAGCGUGGUGCCCAACAAUUCGAGCAGGAGCUUCGGUUUGCACUGGCCGCUGCUCGCCUGCGCGAGGCUGCUCCUGCUGACCCUGCUGAGCUGCAGCGUAUUGCCGAGGCCGGGCUGAUUGAGCUUGAGCGCCUUGACUUUGCUGCGGCGGAUAGACAUGGCACCGAUUCGGCUUGA
Molecule: messenger RNA, 672 nt
Organism: Colletotrichum spaethianum
Lineage: Eukaryota; Fungi; Ascomycota; Sordariomycetes; Glomerellales; Glomerellaceae
Exons: 1
Coding region: 1-672 (223 amino acids)
Source: RefSeq, a predicted model, not a curated record